CAUUUCUUUUGCUUCAAGAGACAACCAAAUGAAGCAAUAGCUCACAGACUUAUAUACUUAUGUGAGCUUCUCUUUCCCUCACUCUCUAAACCAAUCUUUUUCACCUAUUUCUCUUGACAUCUUCAAUGGAGAUCAGAUCAAAGAAGAAAGUUCAAUUAUGGAAGAAAGCCAUUGUUCAUUUCUCUCUAUGUUUUGUCAUGGGAUUCUUCACAGGCCUGGCUCCAACCGGUAAGUCAUCGAUUUUCUCUACUCGCGCCAUUCAAUCCAACAAAACCUCACAAUAUUCGCCACAGACCGUACAAGUGUUACACCAGCAAGCAACACCAAUUCCUACUAGUUUUAACAGAAGUUUGAUCGACCAAACCCCGUUGGCGACUGAAGAACCAGAAGUAAUUAUACGAAAAGAAGAGGAAGGAGGAGGAGAAGAAGAAAACAACUUGUCACCAAGAAGGCUUAUAAUUAUUGUGACACCAAUGAGCAGCAGAGACCGGUUUGGAGCUGUGUUUUUGAGGAAAUUAGCUUGUUCCAUAAGAUUAGUUCCUCCACCAUUGCUCUGGAUUGUUGUGGAACAACAAUCGGGUUCGGAUGAGAUAUCGGAAAUGCUUCGAAAAACCGGAAUCAUGUACAGGCAUUUGGUGUUCAAGGAGAAUUUCACUGACCCAGAAGCAGAACUUGAUCAUCAGAGGAACAUUGCUCUUAAGCACAUUGAACAGCAUAGGCUUAGCGGGAUUGUUCAUUUCGCGGGCAUCUACAAUGUCUACGAUCUGGGUUUCUUUGACGAGCUUCGAGGAAUCGAGGUGUUUGGGACAUGGCCUACAGCAUUAUUAGCAGCAAACAGGAAGAAAGUGAUAAUCAAAGGACCAGUUUGUGAUUCCUCACAAGUCAUAGGAUGGCAUAUAAGGAAGAUCAACAAUCAGACAGACAGAAAGCCUCCAAUUCAUGUCUCAAGUUUUGGAUUCAACAGUUCCAUCCUCUGGGAUCCUGAAAGAUGGGGUCGCCCUUCUUCCUCUCAACAAACAUCACAGGAUUCAAUCAAAUUUGUGAAAGAAGUAGCACUUGAAGAUGAGACAAAGUUGAAGGGGAUACCACAAGAGGAUUGCUCCAGAAUCAUGCUUUGGCGUUUUCAUUUCCCCAUUUUAACAUCACAUAUUACUACAAGCCAUCCUUUGACCUCUGGGAGAUGAUCAUCAAUGGGGGAUCUAAUCUUUUUAAUCAAGAAUUAAUAAUAUUCAAGAUAUAAUAUAGUGAGUGUGUUAGACAAUUUGGAAAUGUAUCUUGCAGGAGAAAAUUUAUUUGUAUGAUUCUUUUUUAAUCAAAAUUUUUGAUGUUAAUCAAUCUACAAGGCAUUCCUUUCUUAGUUAA
Molecule: messenger RNA, 1362 nt
Organism: Tripterygium wilfordii
Lineage: Eukaryota; Viridiplantae; Streptophyta; Magnoliopsida; Celastrales; Celastraceae
Product: beta-1,4-xylosyltransferase IRX9-like
Exons: 3
Coding region: 126-1184 (352 amino acids)
Biological process (GO): plant-type secondary cell wall biogenesis; glucuronoxylan biosynthetic process
Cellular component (GO): Golgi membrane
Molecular function (GO): galactosylgalactosylxylosylprotein 3-beta-glucuronosyltransferase activity; xylosyltransferase activity
Source: RefSeq, a predicted model, not a curated record